Molecule: messenger RNA, 1132 nt
Organism: Candoia aspera
Lineage: Eukaryota; Metazoa; Chordata; Lepidosauria; Squamata; Candoiidae
Gene: DNAJC30
Product: DnaJ heat shock protein family (Hsp40) member C30
Exons: 1
Coding region: 114-821 (235 amino acids)
Source: RefSeq, a predicted model, not a curated record
GGGCUUCCUUUCAGGGUUCGGGCUGCCGGUUGCUUUUACUUAUCGCUCGGGUAAUUCAAGAUGGCGGAGAUCGCGAGCAGGCGAGCCGCCGUCGGCAUUUAAAGACGCCACCUAUGGCCUUGACAAGCUUGCAGCGCCAAUCAAGAGCCUCCUGUCUCCUCUGGUCAUCCUGUGGAGCCGGCCUCAGGCCCAGAGCAGCGCUGCCUGCCUUUGUCUUUCCCGUCGUCUUUCGUGGGCGAUCAGGCCCUGGCCAGGGUAGUGCCCAGGGAGGAGGAGGAGGAGGAGGAGGUGUUUGGCGCCGUCCUCCCCCGAAGGACCUGUACGAACUGCUGGGUGUGCAGAGCAACGCCACUCAGGCCCAGAUUAAGACUGCUUACUAUAAACAGUCCUUUCUCUACCACCCAGACCGCAAUGCGGGCAGUAUGGAGGCGGCUGAGCACUUCAUCCACAUCACUCAGGCCUACCAGGUGUUGGGCAGCCUCGGCCUGCGCAAGAAGUACGACCGUGGCCUCCUCACCCAGAAGGACAUUUCUACUGCUAAGAAGCCCUCGGGCAAGACUAGACCAACAGCUCAGACAGUCCCCAAGAGGAGCCAGACUUUCACAUAUGGUCGUCCUCCGGACAAGCCCAUCUUCAACUUUGACGAAUUUUACCGAGCCCAUUACGGCGAGCAGUUGGAACGGGAGCGCCUUAUGCGGCUGAAGCAGCAAAGCUGGCAGAAGCACCAAAUGGCCAUGAAGGAGAGGAAGUACAGACUAUUUGAUAGUUUUCUCCUCAUGCUGUUUUUAUCAGGCGUCAUAAUCUUACUCAGAUUCCAGUGAAGAGAAGAGAAGAAAGCUGUGCUAACCUCAUACGCUGAUCUCUUGUAGAAGUUUCUGAAGCAGGCAAGACAGAGCAGUGCCAAGAGAUUUGUGGACUUCUACUGUAGGGCACUCAGCAGUGUUUGGGUUCUAUGAACUAUCUCUUGGGGAGCCUUCAUCUAGUGCCCAGAGGACUUGACAAUUUCAGAAGGAUUUGAAGCAAUCAUAGCUUUAAGUGGGUUAAUUGACCAUGCACAUUGGGAGAAGAAAUAUAGGUGCUUGCCAGUGUCAGAUAUUAAGUGAUCACCAAAUGCCACUUCUGUAGCAUGGAA